CCUCUACCAGCAUGAGCGGCGGCGGCGGCGCCCCCCCCCCGCGGCGCUCCUUCGGGGCCCCGCCGCCCGUCAGCGCAGCUCAGGGGCUGCUGGCGGCGGCGGCUCGGGGAGCGGAGCGGGAGGAGUUGGCGGCCCUGAACGAUCGUUUCGCCGCUUUCCUGGAGCGUCUGCGGGCUCUGGAGCGGCAGAACAGGGUCCUUCGAGACGCGCUGGGCCGCGCCGCCGCCGCGCCGCGCACGGCCGGGCUGGUGCAGGAGGAGCUGCGGGGGCUGCGGGAGCGGCUGCAGCUCCUCGGCCGGGACCGGGACCGCCUCCAGACAGAGCGAGACGGGUUGGCCACUGACCUGGCUGCCCUGCGGCAGCGGCUGGAGGAUGAGACCCAGAAGCGGGAGGUUGUGGAGAAGAGCCUGGUGCUGUUCCGCAAGGACUUAGACCAUGCCACCUUGUCCCGCCUGGAGCUGGAGCGGAAGGUGGAGCUGCUGCUGGAUGAGAUCAGCUUCCUCAGGAAGCUGCACGAGGAGGAGCUGCGGGACCUGGAGGUGAGCACCCCAAGCCUGGUGCCACCAGUGGAGUUCUGCAAAUCGGAGCUCACAGUGGCGCUGCGGGAGAUCCGCACCCAGUACGAGAGCAUCGCCGUGAGGAACCUGCAGGAAGCCGAGGAGUGGUACAAGUCCAAGUUUGCAGACCUCUCGGAUUCAGCCAACCGCAACCAGGAGGCGCUGCGCUUGGCCAAGCAGGAGAUGAACGAGUCACGGCGGCAGAUCCAGAGCCUCACCAGCGAGGUGAAUGGGCUGAAGAGCAUGAAUGAGGUGCUGCAGCGGCAGAUGCAGGAGAUGGAGGCUGAGUUUGGGGAGGAGAUUGGGAGUUACCGGGAUGUGGUGGAGCAUUUGGAGCAGGAGCUGCGGCAGCUCAGGGAGCAGAUGGCGCGGCACCUCCGCAAGUACCAGGACCUGCUCAACAUCAAGAUGGCUCUGGACAUCGAGAUCGCCACAUACCGCAAGCUGCUGGAGGGUGAGGAGAGCAGGAUCACUGUCCCCCCGCACCGUCCAAUCUCCUUCAGCGGGAGAAGCUCAGUGCUGGAGCCUGUGCAGAGCCCAACUAGGAGGAUGGUGCUCAUCCAAACCAUUGAGACACGGGACAGGCAACAGGUGCUGACGGAGUCGCACAGACAGAGAGCAGAACCGGGACAGUGAUGGAGGGUCCGGGGAGGCUUCACCGGCUGCCCCCCCAUCCCAGCGGCACGAUGCAUCCGGUGCCUUGUGCCUUCCCCUAUUCAUUGCUGUUUAUGCCCCCCUCCCGCCCCUCGUCUGUAUUUAACCUUCACCGAGUGCACCCCGCCUCCGGGGGUCGCGGG
Molecule: messenger RNA, 1354 nt
Organism: Pezoporus flaviventris
Lineage: Eukaryota; Metazoa; Chordata; Aves; Psittaciformes; Psittacidae
Gene: PRPH
Product: peripherin
Exons: 9
Coding region: 12-1193 (393 amino acids)
Cellular component (GO): plasma membrane; axon; type III intermediate filament
Molecular function (GO): structural molecule activity
Source: RefSeq, a predicted model, not a curated record